Messenger RNA from Sardina pilchardus (European sardine), 1050 nucleotides. Its product is annotated as IQ motif and SEC7 domain-containing protein 3-like. Lineage: Eukaryota; Metazoa; Chordata; Actinopteri; Clupeiformes; Clupeidae. The coding region runs from base 1 to 1050 and encodes 349 amino acids. The record is from RefSeq and is a predicted model, not a curated record. The transcript has 4 exons.
AUGGAAAGCCUUCUAGACAAUCCUAUGAAAGCCGUUCUGUACUUGAAGGAAUUGACUACCAUUGUGCAGAACCAGCAGAGUCUCAUACAGACGCAGCGACAGAGAAUUGACGAGCUCGAGCGGAAGGUAGAGGAUUUGAUCGGUGAAAACCGACAGUUGCGAGAACCAAAUCAGUUUUUCCAUCACCAUCAUCCAUCUCCAGGAAGCCCUACGACGCAACCUCCCGUGCACCUUCAGCAGCAGUCGGCCCCCGGGAAAGUGAUUCUUCCAGGUCAGACUUUGCAGCCAGUUUCCUUUCAGUCGCAGCCUCCGCAGCAUCCUGCUCCACCACCACCGACUCUCCAUAAUCCGCAGCACCUGCAAUUGGUGCUAACCUCCCCGCCAUCUCCCAAAACGGGUCAGCCCAGCCCUGCGCAAGAGGACAAACGGAGCCCGUGUUGCACAUCUUUGGUUCCACAGACUCCAUCGACCCUGGGCCGCUCACUGGGGCUUGCGAGGAAGGCCGAGAAUCAGACUGUCUUGCACCAGUUCUGCUGCCCUGCCCCUGAUGCCGUUGAGGUUGACUCUCAGUCCUGUGUUCCCAGUGAGGUUGAAGCACCGCACCCAGAAGGUGCUGUGAGGGAGGCCAGCGCUGCCGUGCAUGAAGGAGACUCUGAGGAGACACAGCAGGAUGUGGGCAGCGCUGUAUUUACAAAAACAGGAGAGGGAAGUGAAGGAGUUGACAUUGAGGUCAAAGAGGAGCAGACCAAGCAGGAGCUGGAGGGGAGUGAGGAGGAGAAGGAGGAGGAUGUAAAGUUGGAUGAAGAUGAGGCAAAGGUGAAUGUGGAAGAGCAGGAGCAGGAGCAGGAGCAGGAGCAGGAGCAGGAGACGCAGCCACACCAGCAGGAAGAUGAAGAAGAGGGGGGAGGAGGCUGUUGGGGUGCAGGGAGAAGAGCCAGUCUGCAUCACACAGCAUCACCCAUACGAGUGCAAAGGAACAGCACCUGCUCCCAUGCUCAAUCUGUGGCUGACUAUGAACUCUCACUUGACCUCAAAAACAAGCAGACUUGA